AUGGCCUUUCUCGCAGGGGUCCUCCCUCUCCUACUAGCAACCGCAACCAUCCUCACCAUUCCCCUCUCAUCAACGUUAUCACUUCUAAUUCUCACCCCCCUAGCCCUAGCAGACUGCGAAUGCGGCUACCUCUCCACCAUAGGCGAGCUCCUCCCCAACUCCCACGCCCCUUCUCAUCAACAACACCAUGCCCUCUUUACCGACCUCAUCGAGUCCGACUUCACAAAAUUAGUCCCCGAGGGCGAGGGAGAAGCCACCAUAGCAGCCAACACGGACUGGGUUCGUCAAGAAUUCAACCUGAGCGAUCAAAGGGCAAGGGGAAAAUACGGAGAGAUGUUUGCCGUGGAGAAUGUGGACGCUGCCGGGAAAGAGGAGGAGGAUAAAGGGCUGAAGUUGGUGGUGAGGGCGAGUGUGGUAGAGGAUAUGGUGCCUGUGGCAGAGAUUGAUACGAGGAGGUUGGACAUGUACUGGGGCACGUUUAGGGCUUCGAUGAAAAUGACGAAGGAGAGGGGGACUUGUUCGGCCUUUUUUUGGUAUUUCAACGACACGCAAGAAAUCGACAUGGAGUUUUUGUCCAAGGACUUUGACAAGAGCAACGAUAGCUAUCCGGUUAAUCUGGUUUUGCAGUCGAGGGAGGCGGUGUUGAAUGGGUAUGAUUCUGCGGCGACGUCGAACUUUGUCAAGGCUUAUUUACCGUUUGAUCCGACGGAAGGGUUUCAUGAGUAUAGGAUUGAUUAUUUACCUGGGAGGGUGUAUUUUUAUGUGGAUGGGGGGUUGUUAGGGAAGAUUGAGGGGGAGGCGGUGCCGAGCUCGGCGGGGCAUUUGAUUUUGCAGCAUUGGAGUAAUGGGAAUGGGUUGUGGAGUGGGGGGCCGCCGGGGAGGGAUGCUGGGUUUGUGGUGAGAUAUGUCAAGGCGUAUUUUAAUAGUUCGAGGGAGGAGAGGCAGAGGGAUUGGGAGAAUAGGUGUAGGUAUCCUGGUGCGGAGGGGGCGGUUUGUAUGGUGCCGGAUGUGUUGCCCACUAAUGGGACGGCGGGGGAGUGGUUUUUUAUGGAGAGGGGGAACAUGACUAAUAAUCAGACUGUCUGGAGGAGUGAAGGGGGGAGGGGGGAGGGGAGGAAAAGGCUGUCGGGGUGGGUAGUGUUGGGAGUGGUGGUUUGGUUUAUGCUUUAG
Messenger RNA from Podospora pseudopauciseta, 1170 nucleotides. RefSeq lists its product as uncharacterized. Gene Ontology annotation, molecular function: hydrolase activity, hydrolyzing O-glycosyl compounds. Lineage: Eukaryota; Fungi; Ascomycota; Sordariomycetes; Sordariales; Podosporaceae. The transcript has 2 exons. The record is from RefSeq and is a predicted model, not a curated record. Bases 1 to 1170 code for a protein of 389 amino acids. Gene Ontology annotation, biological process: carbohydrate metabolic process.